Molecule: messenger RNA, 1722 nt
Organism: Alternaria atra
Lineage: Eukaryota; Fungi; Ascomycota; Dothideomycetes; Pleosporales; Pleosporaceae
Exons: 5
Coding region: 1-1722 (573 amino acids)
Biological process (GO): carbohydrate transport; transmembrane transport
Cellular component (GO): membrane
Molecular function (GO): carbohydrate:proton symporter activity
Source: RefSeq, a predicted model, not a curated record
AUGUCUUCAGUUCACGAUGUCACCGCCGCCGGGGCCACGCCGAAGAUUGGUGUGUAUAAGGAGCUGAGACAAAACCCAUACCUCCUUGGACUAUCCGCCUUUGCUUCCCUUGGUGGCUUCCUCUUCGGUUAUGAUCAGGGCGUCGUUUCUGGAGUACUGACUAUGGAGUCUUUCGCCGCAUCUUUUCCGAGAAUUUACACAGACAGUUCUUUCAAGGGCUGGUUCGUCUCAACGUUGCUACUUGCCGCUUGGUUCGGGUCUCUCGUCAAUGGACCAGUAGCCGAUCGCUUCGGUCGCAAAGGAUCUAUCAUCAUUGCUGUUGUCAUUUUCACUAUCGGUUCUGCACUUCAAGCUGGCGCAGUGGACAUUCCAAUGGCUUUUGCGGGUCGCGCAAUCGCGGGUUUCGCUGUUGGCAUGUUGACGAUGAUCGUGCCAAUGUACAUGAGUGAGGUCUCGACUGCAGGCAUCAGAGGUACUCUAGUCGUCCUUCAACAACUUUCCAUUACGCUGGGUAUUCUAGUCUCCUACUGGCUCGAAUUCGGAACUCAAUACAUUGGAGGAGUACGUUGCGCGCCUGACAUUCCCUAUACUGGUGGCACCACGGCCGAGCCUACCUUCGACCCGCGAAACGACGUUGGCCCAAGUGGCUGCACCGGACAAAGCGACGCCGCGUGGCGCAUUCCUUUCGCACUGCAGAUCUUCCCUGGUCUCGUUCUCGGUAUCGGCAUGCUUUUCUUCCCCGAAUCACCUCGAUACUACUGCAUGCGCGAUAAUGAGGAAGCUGGUAUCCGAGCGCUUGCUCGAGUUCGUCGUACUGAUUCCGAUGAUGAGACGUUACAAAAGGAGUAUCUCUCUAUUAAAGCAGAAGUCAUGUUCGAAGAGCAAUACAACCGCGAGAAGUUCCCUGGCAAGUCCGGAGUAUCUCUGUACCUUGCCGGCUACUCAACCCUCUUCUCUACUUGGCCAUCCUUUAAGCGUACAGCUAUUGGUUGCUGUGUCAUGUUCUUCCAACAGUUCAUCGGGUGUAAUGCGAUCAUCUAUUACGCACCAACAAUCUUCUCGCAGUUGGGUCUUUCUGGAAAGACGACUGGAUUGCUCGCAACAGGUGUUUACGGGAUAGUCAACACACUGUCCACGUUACCCGCGCUAUUCCUCAUUGACAAGAUCGGUCGCCGUCCUCUCCUCCUCUGCGGUGCCGCAGGUACAUGCAUAUCCCUCUUGAUCGUCGGCGGUGUCAUUGGUGGUUACGGCUCCACGCUGAAAGACCAUCCCGCAGCUGGCUGGACCGGUAUCGCAUUUAUCUACAUCUACGACGUCAACUUCUCAUACUCAUGGGCGCCAAUCGGUUGGGUCUUACCUUCGGAGAUCUAUAAUAUUGGUAACCGCUCAAAGGCCAUGUCUCUUACCACAUCGUCGACCUGGAUGUGCAACUUCAUCAUUGGUCUUGUCACACCAGACAUGCUCGAAACCAUCGGAUUCGGCACAUACAUCUUCUUCGCUGCUUUCGCCCUGAUUGCGUUCGUGUUCACGUGGUUCUUAAUUCCGGAGACGAGGGGCAAGAGUUUGGAAGAGAUGGACGGUGUGUUUGGUGAUAGCACUGCGCAUGAAGAGAAGACGAGAUUGUACAACAUCGCGCAAAGCUUAGGACUUGAGGAGGCUGAGGCUGCAGCGUUUGACGAGAAGCCUAUGAAGGCAUUGCAGACUGAGGUAAGUAAAGUAUAA